This is a messenger RNA of Priapulus caudatus, 2259 nucleotides long. RefSeq names its product prostacyclin receptor-like. Gene Ontology annotation, biological process: G protein-coupled receptor signaling pathway. NCBI's taxonomy places the organism in Eukaryota, Metazoa, Priapulida, Priapulimorpha, Priapulimorphida, Priapulidae. The record is from RefSeq and is a predicted model, not a curated record. Gene Ontology annotation, molecular function: G protein-coupled receptor activity. Bases 18 to 1571 code for a protein of 517 amino acids. Gene Ontology annotation, cellular component: plasma membrane. The transcript has a single exon.
CGCACUGUGCAGCAGCGAUGCGUCCAGCAGCAGCAGCGAGCGGGGUGGCUGCGUUUGUCACACCGCGUUACGAUGACGACGAGAUGGGCUCCGUAACUAUGCGCGGCGGCGAUAACGUGACGCCCGCAGCGACGACAAUGGACGUCGAACACUUCGUCUUCGUCGACUUUCAGCACGCCGCCAAGGAGACGGGCGUCAACUGUACGAAAUGGAUCGCCGCCUAUAUCUGCCUCAACGACACGGUGACGUUCGAAGGCGGCGGCGGUCUGGAGUGCGUGCGGCGGGAGGGACUCGGAGGCGAGGCGCCCGGCCUGGCGGCCUACACAUGGCUGCUGAUUACGAUGCUCGUUGUCGGCGUCGUCGGUAACCUGCUGAAUCUCGUCGCCUUGCGACAUCCGAUGAUGCACUUCCAGACGGGCAUGCACGUCUACCUGUCGGCGCUCGCCGUCAGCGACCUGUUCAUAAUCGUCUGCGUGGCGCCGUGCGUCUUCCAGGCGUUCGUCGUCGAUCACCUGCCGUUGUUCUACUCGCCGACGAUGGCCGUCAUGUUGAUGUGCUCCUACGCGCUGACGAUGACGUUCAAGGUCGCCUCGAACUUCAUCAUCGCCACGCUGUCGUGCAUGCGCUGUCUCGCCGUCUGGCAUCCGCUGCGCUUUAACGCCUCGAUGACGGUCGGCCGCGCCAAGCUGAGCGUCCUCAUCCUCUACGUCGCCUCGUGCGUCGUCAACCUGCCCCGAGUCACCGAGAUGCGCGUGCGCGACUGCGAGUACGGUGGUACCACCUACGGCGCGAUGUACUACACGAGCGUCGGCGCCAGCUGGUACUUCAGCGUGCUCUACUAUCUCCUGCUAGCGAUCGUCUUCGUGAUUCUACCGUUCGUCGUCAUCGCCGUGAGUAACGCCGUGCUGCUGUGCUGUCUGUGGCGGGCGCGGCGGCAGCGCGCGGGUCUGUACAGCGGCGAGCAGCGUGCGAGCGCCGAGUGUCGCAUCACGACUCUCAUGCUCGCCGCCACCGUCGUCUUCUUCGUCACCGAGCUGCCGCUGGCGACGUACGCGUUCGUGCGCGGGCUGCGCAUCGUCGCCGUCACGGACAGCAAUGCUAGCCGGCUGCUCGUCAACAGGCUAGCCGCCACGACGGGCUUCCUCAGCCUCUCGCACUCCGUCUUCAGCUUCGUACUGUACGGAUGCUGCAGCAAGCAGUUCCGAGCCGCGCUGAGAGCCAGCUGCUCGCACGCGCACCGGGUGUACGUCAGCGGACCGCACACGGCGACGUCGUCGCUUUCGCCCAUCGCCAGCGUUAGCGACGUGAACAAGCGCGCUGGACAUGAUCAACCGCCGAACGUGCAGCUAGUCCUAGCCAAGCAGCCGAAGCAGCAGCAGCAGCAGCAGCAAGAGAGGAAGAAGGAGGAAGGAGAGGAGGAGGGAGGUCGAUCAAGGUCGCCAGCAAUCAUCGAUCAACAACAUGGCGACAAGAUGAAUGGACGUCGCGUACAGACGCGACAGACUGCUGAGCGCACAAGAGAGGAGUGGCUGAAACAGAACGGCUUUCUCAUGGACUGCACGAGAUUGUGAGAGCUGACUGACAUCUGCUUGCAACCGGAAGCUUCAUAAAACUAAAUGAGAAGAAGAUUGCAUUCUAGAUUGUUUUUCUUGCUGCAUAGUGGGUAAUAGCCUACUUCCGGGUAUGCUACCCGCUAUGCUGUUGGAUGUGUUGUCAUCGUCGUCGUUGCUAUCGUCAUCGUCGACGUCGUCUUUGCUGUUAUUUAUAGCAUCUCAGUAUGCUCCACGUCUGUGUACGUUAAGUGGUGUAGCAUGUUCUUACUUUACUCAGGCCCAACGACUACAGCUACGAGUGAAUUGGUCGUUGACAACUCGUCUCUUAUUGUGUGCUAUUCUUUUCCAGGAUGUGUUUCCAUGUACCUGUUUAGCUUGCUGACAAUGAAUGACCAUGUUUUCGUCAUUCUUACGGAGCCUGUUUGUAAAUGAAAAGCGGAAACCUUGCGCUUUCAUACUCACUGGGAAGACCCGAAUUAUAUCGUGUUGAUGUGUGUUAUAUCGCACCCAGUUCCCCUUCGGUUCUGCCUUUACCUUAGCCACGAGCGGGUGGUGGGCGUCUGCUUCUCUCGCAGGCAACCUCCGUACAUAUGGCAGCAACCCUUUUGCAUUUCUGCCCUAUAAUGAUAUGCCGCUCUAUCUGAUGCUCUAGCUGCUAUAGGGUCCGAAGCUCUCUCCAUGUGCCUUCACGAGUUCGCUGGUGAGG